AUGGAGAUAGGUUCGGAGCAGGCACGCACGUACGUCAGUGCAAGUCCGGGGCUCGCAAUGGCCCAAGGGCACGGCGGUGACCCGCACCACGAGGACUUCCAGCUCAAGGACACCAACCCGCUGCUGGGCGAGCAAUGGCCCAAGGGCGCGGCGGGCCUGGCGCGCCCCGCGGGCGGCGGCGGCGGCGGGCUCGCCGGCUGGCUGGGCGUGGACAAGCCGUCGAGCACGUACGACCUCGUGGAGCAGAUGUUCUUCCUGUACGUGCGCGUCGUCAAGGCCAAGGACCUGCCCCUGAACCCCAUCACCGGCGCGCCCAUGGACCCCUACGUCGAGGUCCGCCUCGGCAACUACAAGGGCAAGACGCGGCACUUCGACCGCCGCGCCAACACGGAGUGGGACCAGGUGUUCGCCUUCUCCAAGUCCCGCGUCCAGUCCAACGUCCUCGAGGUCUUCCUCAAGGACCGCGAGAUGCUGGGCCGCGACGACUACGUCGGCAAGGUCACCUUCGACCUCGCCGAGGUGCCCACGCGGGUGCCGCCCGACAGCCCGCUGGCCCCGCAGUGGUACCGCCUCGAGGACCGGCGCGGCGAGGGGGGCAAGGCCGACGAGGCGUUCCCGGAGGCGUGGCACUCGGACGCCGCGGCGGUGCGCGGCGAGGGCGUCGCCAGCGUGCGCUCCAAGGCCUACGUGUCGCCCAAGCUCUGGUACCUCCGCGUCAACGUGAUCGAGGCGCAGGACGUGCAGCCGCAGGAGCGCGGCCGCGCGCCGGAGGUGUUCGUCAAGGCGCAGGUGGGGAACCAGAUCCUCAAGACGUCGGUGUCGCCGGCGCCCACGCUGAACCCGCGGUGGAACGAGGACCUGCUCUUCGUCGUCGCCGAGCCGUUCGAGGAGCAGCUGGUGCUGACGGUGGAGGACCGGGUGUCCCCGCGCAAGGACGACCUGCUGGGACGCGUCGUGCUGCCGCUAACGCUCUUCGAGAAGCGGUUGGACCACCGACCCUUCGUGCAGUCCCGCUGGUUCGACCUCGAGAAGUUCGGCGUCGGGGCGGCCAUCGAGGGCGAGACGCGGCGGGAGCUCCGGUUCGCCAGCCGCGUCCACGUGCGCACCUGCCUCGAGGGCGCCUACCACGUCAUGGACGAGUCCACCAUGUACAUCAGCGACACCCGCCCCACGGCGCGGCAGCUGUGGAAGCCGCCCGUCGGCGUGCUCGAGGUCGGCAUCCUCGGCGCCGCCGGGCUGCAGCCCAUGAAGACCAUCGACGGCCGCGGCACCACCGACGCGUACUGCGUUGCCAAGUACGGCCAGAAGUGGGUGCGCACGCGCACCAUGAUCGGCACCUUCGGCCCCACGUGGAACGAGCAGUACACGUGGGAGGUGUUCGACCCCUGCACCGUCAUCACCAUCGGCGUCUUCGACAACUGCCACCUCGGCGUGAACAACGGCGGCGGCCAGCCGGCGAGGGACGCCCGCAUCGGCAAGAUCCGCAUCCGGCUGUCGACGCUGGAGACCGACCGCGUCUACACGCACGCGUAUCCGCUUAUCGCGCUGCAGCGGUCCGGGGUGAAGAAGAUGGGCGAGCUCCGGCUCGCCGUGCGCUUCACCUGCCUCUCGCUCAUCAACAUGGUGCACCUCUACACGCAGCCGCUGCUCCCCAGGAUGCACUACCUGCACCCGUUCACGGUGAUGCAGCUGGACGCGCUCCGGUACCAGGCCAUGGGCAUCGUGGCGGCGCGGCUGGGGCGCGCGGAGCCGCCGCUGCACCGGGAGGUGGUGGAGUACAUGCUGGACGUGGAGUCCCACAUGUGGAGCAUGCGGCGGAGCAAGGCCAACUUCUUCCGCGCCGUGUCGCUCUUCUCGGGCUUCGCCGCCGCCGCGCGCUGGUUCAGCGACGUGUGCCACUGGAAGAACGUGGCCACGACGGCGCUGGUGCACGUGCUGCUGCUCAUCCUGGUGUGGUACCCGGAGCUGAUCCUCCCCACCGUCUUCCUCUACAUGUUCCUCAUCGGGCUGUGGAACUACCGCCGCCGGCCGCGCCACCCGCCGCACAUGGACACCAAGAUGUCGUGGGCCGAGGCGGUGCACCCGGACGAGCUGGACGAGGAGUUCGACACGUUCCCGACGUCGCGGCCGCAGGACGUGGUGUACAUGCGCUACGACCGCCUGCGGAGCGUGGCCGGGAGGAUACAGACGGUGGUCGGCGACAUGGCCACGCAGGGGGAACGCCUGCAGUCGCUGCUCAGCUGGCGCGACCCGAGGGCGACGUGCCUCUUCGUCAUAUUCUGCCUCCUCGCAGCAGUGGUGCUCUACGUCACGCCCUUCCGCAUCGUCGCGCUCGUCGCGGGGCUCUACGUGCUGCGCCACCCGAGGUUCCGGAGCAGGCUGCCUUCCGUGCCCAGCAACUUCUUCCGCCGCCUGCCGUCGCGCGCUGACACCAUGCUUUGA
Molecule: messenger RNA, 2442 nt
Organism: Miscanthus lutarioriparius
Lineage: Eukaryota; Viridiplantae; Streptophyta; Magnoliopsida; Poales; Poaceae
Source: the annotation of a GenBank genome assembly